Messenger RNA from Monodelphis domestica (gray short-tailed opossum), 4853 nucleotides. NCBI's taxonomy places the organism in Eukaryota, Metazoa, Chordata, Mammalia, Didelphimorphia, Didelphidae. The record is from RefSeq and is a predicted model, not a curated record.
GGCCAUAGGUCAGGAUUACUAAGUUAGUUAACUUUGUGUUAUAGUGGUGCUUUGACCCUGAGGUAAUUAGUGUGGUCAGUUAUGGAGUCUGGCAAGUAAGGUUUGGAUUGGAAGUGCUAAUUCCUGGGGUCAUUAUGAACUAUGAGGAGCAGCAAGUGAGGAAGGAUGUGUAGGAAACAUAUAAUUGGUGAUAGUAGGGAAAAAUAUAAAUCCUGGGGUUAGUUAGACCAGAGUUUGGAGGGAAGUCUAUUAGGCAGUAGAGGUGAUAAUCAAUGUGGGGGGUCAGUUUUGAAUUAUGAGGACUAAUGUUUAGGGGGUGUAGUCACUGGGGAGUACUUAGAGGUAGUAUCAGUUAAUGUGGGGUAUGGCUAGGGUAGUCAUUUGAGUUAGGGGAAGAUUAGGCUGUUAAUCAAGAUGAAGGAAAGCCAGGGAUUAUGGGUCAGAUAAAUUAUCAACUCUUGAGUGGAGGAUGGUGAGAGGAAAGUCAGGGACUGAGUUUUCUCUCUCUCAGAAGAAAGUUCAUGUUAGGCUCCCAAAAUCUACAUGUCAGACUGCCCAAUUGGAUUUUGUUGGUGAGAUAGCCAUCCGGGCCUGUUUUCUUGGCUUUGUCUUCGGAUGUGGUUUGCUGCUAAGUUUUAGCCAGUCUUCUUGGAGUCACUUUGGCUGGUAUAUGUGCUCCUUGUCAUUAUUCCAUUACUCUGAGUAUUUAGUGACAGCAGUCAAUAAUCCCAAAAGUCUCUCCCUGGACUCCUUUCUUCUGAACCAUAGUCUGGAGUAUACAGUAGCUGCUGUCUCUUCUUGGAUAGAGUUCACAGUUGAAAAUUAUUUUUGGCCAGAAAUGAAGCAGUUAACAUGGCUCAGUGUCACUGGGCUACUUAUGGUGAUCUUUGGGGAGUGUCUUCGGAAAGCUGCCAUGUUUACAGCCGGUUCCAACUUCAACCACGUUGUUCAGAAUGAGAAAUCAGAGACACACACACUGGUGACAAGUGGUGUGUAUGCUUGGUGCAGGCACCCUUCUUAUGUCGGAUGGUUUUACUGGAGUAUUGGAACCCAGGUCAUGCUCUGUAACCCAAUCUGCGGUGUUGCAUAUGCUUUGACAGUUUGGCGAUUUUUUCGAGAUCGAACCGAAGAGGAGGAAAUCUCAUUGAUCCACUUUUUUGGAGAAGAAUACCUAGAUUAUAAAAAGAAGGUGCCAACAGGCCUACCUUUUAUUAAAGGAGUUAAAGUAGAGCUUUAACACAAGGCAUGGCAUGAAGGGUGAUGGUGUCUCUGGUUCUGUUAGGCCAGGCGAGGUGACCUCUAGCUCUGGGCAGCAUGAGGAAAGGAGCCAUGUAUGCUUCUGUAUUCAGAAGCCAAAGGUUUAGUAGUCAUUUUGUAUUUUACCAAUUAUCCUAUGGAGAAGCACGAAGGGCUGGGUAGUCAGAGGGCCUUUAAUGGAUCUGAGAAGAUAACAGAGAUCCAUCUUCAUCCUUGGCCAUGGUAGGUAGGACUUCUAGCUCAAAGCAAACAGGAGGAAGUGACUUCAUUUUCUACGAUGGUGUUCCUCAGAACGGAACUUGGUGACAAGCUGCCUAGUGUCUCAUUUGCCCACCAGAGAGGAAUUGAAGAAUCUCUGCAACAAAAAUCGAUUAACUGCUUCCCAAUAUUAAGGUUAUGAAAAGGCAAAAAAAAAAUGGGGGGGUGGAUAUAAGUGCUUCUUAUUUACAUUAGAAAACUGAUUGUAAAACUUACUUCAACAAUAAGCCCAGACCUCACUGCUUUAACCUUUUUAUUUCUCCCCUUUUUAAGUGCAUGAGUAUCCAUUUCACAUUGAAAAUAUUUGCUUAGAAGAUGCUUUGGCUCUUCCCCAUUUUCUGUAAUUUUUAAAAAUAGCAAUUAUUCAGUCAUUUGAUAUUUUUUUUAUUGCCACUUUUAUAUUUAGCAACAAAUAGAUGUGGGAAUUUUACAUUUUGAAAUGAUUUUAGAGUGUUUUAAGGUGAGUGAAAACUUUAAAAUUGCAAAUUUUUCCUACCACACUAAAUAUACUAUAACAAGUGACUUCCUCAAAUCCAAUGACACUCUCCAUGAUCUUUGUGGGAAGUUGUGUUUCCUGCUUUUUAUUCCUUCCACAAAGGUCGAGUUUUUGAGAAAUGAGAGACUUCUCAGUAUUGGGACCUCUUUAUUACUAUCAGAAAGGGGGAGUAGGAACUACAGAAAGCUAUUAUUGCAAACCCUUUAAGAAACUCUGAUGGCUAUUAUCCACUUAAUUACCUGUCCACCCACUGGUUGUACUUCUUGCAUUUUAUUCAAAAUUUGCAAUCUGAAGUUGUUACCCCCCAGUUCUUGGUCAUUCUCUUUUUAAAAUUCCAGUGUGCUUCAUGAUUUUUGCCACUUGAUGAUAAAUUAUUACAACUUUGAGUUCACUCAUGAAAAUCCAUUUCAUAAUCCCAAUUCUCUUUGUUGUUUCCCAAGUGCAGGGGAAAUGAUUGGUUUUACAAAUCAAAUGUACAAGCUUUAAAAGGUAAAAUGCCUAUUGGAAUUUGAAAUCUAUACAGAGCUUAGUCUGGGUGUGAGAUCCUUCUAAGUGGCACUAGCUAGCUUUGAAUGUGAAGGCAUCUGGGGCCAGUGGGUAGAGCAUAUUUCUACCACUGAUUCACCACGAGGCCUUGUGUAAAGUCACGUAACCCUUCUGUGCCUAAAUCUCUCCGCUUGUAAAGUGGGGAUAAUGACACCUACCUCACAGGGGUGUUGUGAGGAUUCAUAAGAAAGAAUGUCUCUUACACAUUUUUAACUCGGAUGAAUGAGAGAGAUGUUGUCUAAGAGAAAACUAUAAUCCGUGCAAAAUAGAGAAAAUGCCUGUGUAUAGACAUUAUACACGCAUACCUAAAAUGUAUAUUCAAAGCAUCUUAGGUCUUACCAAUUUAGAAAUAUUUCUUAUUUCCAGGUUUCAUGACUUAAUUUAUUUUCUGUUCCUAUAUACCAAAGAGGCUUUACAAGUUCUUUGAUUACUGGUAGGAAAACUUGCUGGUAGGAGGACUACAUGGAUAAUUGCCAGACUUUUAGUCUUUGCUCUAGUUAUAAGCUUGAGACCAGAUUAGGAAAAGGUCACUUGCUGAAUUUGUGGGCCUUAGGGUUCUUUGCAACAACCCUUUGGUCUCUGAUGGUAAGAUUAUGUGCACUAAUUUAGUGGCUUCAGUUAAGUUAAUUCCCACCUCAUUCUCCUUCAAAUUAUGCUAAGCUGAGCAGAUUCUGCUCUUAUAACUUCACAUCCUCUGAAAGAUGGUUGUGGAGUUUUUGGACUCCCCAGGCACUUGAGGGAGGAUUUUUCUUUGCUUGAACCCAGCAAGGUCCAAAUCCAGAGUUUGAUUUCUUUUUUGAAGGUCACAUGUUCUGUCCUUUCAACAACUUUUUGUCGUGGCAUGUGAUCUUGGGGGCAGGUUAAUUACUAGAUGAUCUCCCUGUUUCAUGGACCAGAAGGCUACAGGUAUCAGGGUAUAAUUAUUUACUCAUCCUUUUAGAUCCCCAAGUGCAUUAUCUUCAUUUGACCAAGCCCCAAUCCCAGGCUACCAUGGACCUCCAGGUCUUAAGGUUGCACUGUGUUUUGCUGCUUUUCAGCUGCCCUGAAUAUACCAUGUUUUACUCACUGGUUUAUGGAAGAAGCUGGUGGUAUUCUGAUGGGAGCAGAAGAGAAAUCAUUUCUCCCUUAACCAGGGUAGAAGUCAGCAACUACUUGUGGGGGGCAUACAAAAUAUUCAAGGGCAGGAUUUGAGUACUUUUGACUUUGAUCUGAUACCAUGAGCUUCAGUUUCAUUUAAAAUAUAUAAACUUAGCAAUAAUUGUGUACAGUACAAAAAAUUAGGUGGAUAAGUUCAAUGCUUCUCUGUCAUUCGCUCUAAAGUUGACAUCACUAAUUCCUUCUAAAUAAUGAAAUGACAGGAAAUGCUUUUUUCUAUUUCAAAAUUUUUUAAUGAAUAUAUAUAUAUGUAUGCAUAUACAUAUAUAUGUGUGUGUGUAUAUAUAUAUUCUUAUCCACAAAAAGAGUCCUGUAAAUACUGGGGCCCAGAGCUGUGUAAAAUGGAGCAGCGGUUCUUCAGCAUCAGGGUCUGGUGGCCCCCCACAGGACUCCUCAGUGCAUCAUGUUGGGUUGAGUUGACUGAAUGAGUAGUACUAGGAGCCAAAUAUAUUUUUUCAAGGUCAAUAAAUGAUGAUAUGGGCCUGUCUGUUCCUUAGUACAAAUUGCUGCUGAUGCCUAAAAGGUAGUCAAUUUUAUUAGUCCUGUUUUUCCCUCUAUUUACAUAAUAUUCUUCCUGAUUCAGUUAGAUAUUCUGACUGAGGAGGGGAAAGUAUAUAUAGAUAGAUAGAUUCCUAAACUUAUAGGUUAUGAAUACAAAUAUCUUUGUUUAAGGCUUGAUGAAAUCUUAGCCCAAACUCACCAUAAGCAAUCAAUCACCUCCUAGUAAUGAGUCCAGUAAAUCACUGUCCCUCCUCAGCACUUUGUUCCUUACUGCCUGGGCUAGUUUCUGAGCUCCCAUUCUAUAUGGCUUUUCUACUAAGCUGGAGAUGCUCUAAAAAUCUGAGUGUAGGAGGAAGCUGUAUUAUUGCUACAUUGCUUCCUUGCUCCUACAAAGGCUUGAUCACUUGGGAUGGGCUAGGGACAUCAGUUUUCAUCAGGAUUCACCUGGAGAAGUCCUUUGUGCCUGACUCUUGGAAGCCUGCCCCAGACCCAGGAUGUAUUCAAUUAAUGGAGUAAUUGUUCUACUCUUCUUUUUACAUGAAGAAAUGUUUAUUUAAAUAUUUUUAAAUGAAUUUUCUUUCACAGAUAUUGAUUAUUCUUUCCAAUUCUUAAAUAAAACUAUUCUUGAUUUCAAUAUGAA